Messenger RNA from Portunus trituberculatus (swimming crab), 2958 nucleotides. Its product is annotated as adhesive plaque matrix protein-like. Bases 447 to 1781 code for a protein of 444 amino acids. The record is from RefSeq and is a predicted model, not a curated record. The transcript is spliced from 9 exons. Lineage: Eukaryota; Metazoa; Arthropoda; Malacostraca; Decapoda; Portunidae.
GGACGAGAUACAACAGGGGACAAGAUCAGUAACUGAGUGAACGUGGCACAGACAAGCAACAUUUCAGCCUGCAAUACUUUAUGUGCCGAGUUGAACCUUAGGACAGCCAAAAGAAACAUUCAUCUUGCAGUACAGUGGAAAUUCACAGAUGACAAGACAUGGGGGGGGAGGAAAAAAUAAACAGUACAUUACACAAGUGAUACCACAAAAUUACUUCACUGCAAAGAGUAACUAACAGUGACAACAGUCAAGUUGUGCCCAGCGAGAGGACAAUAAGGAGUAGCAAAGGAGAAUCAAACAAAAAACUGCAAAGGUUGGGUGUUGAUUUUAUAAGUAAUAAAAAAAAAAAAAAAAAAAAGGAGGAUAUCACAACCAGUGGACCCAGGCACUCCACAAGUAACCUCCCCCAGCUUUAUCUCCUCCACAUCACCACCUCCACCACAACCAUGGGGAUUAUUUCUCGCUGCUUCUGUGACCCCUUCAAGCUGACCUAUGUCUCCGCUAUCGUCACCAGUGUGGAGGCCGUGGUGUUCGGCGUGCUCAACAUCGUGCUCAUCUGCAUGUACACGUGUACCAUCCAGCCGCCCUCGGAGGUGGCACUCGGCUUUGACAAAUUCUGGGCCUACUACUUCUUUGACAAGGAGAACUGCGAAAACAAGGGCAUGAACAGCAUUCCAGAUUGGACGAACUAUAACUUUACACUCACGCCUGAGGAGAGAUCCCUUACCACCCCUUACGACAACUUCAUCUACCAGUGCAUUUACCUCGCCCUUCACGGUGGCUGGAUCCUCACUGGCAUUAUUCUUAUCUACGGUAACGCCAGGAAGAGAUGGGGUUACUACCUCCCAUGGCUGCUGGUGACUACGACUAUUCUGGUGAUGGACAUCACUAUCUCGGCCUUCUGCAUUCAGGAUUUGGUGGCAAUUGAUGCAGACCGCUACGUGAGUGCAAUGUUCUUUAUCUUAGUGUUGUACUUCCGCGUGUUCUUCAUCUGGUUCAUCAACAUGUCCCAGUACGCCAGCGCCUGCAACGCCUUCUGCAAGUCCCGCCACAAGAGGGCCAAGCAGGAGCACACUAGGCAGAAAAUGGCAAAGGCUCACGCUCAGGAGAUAGCACGGGCGGAGGCGGCGACGGAGGCCAGGGUGAGGGCACAGAUAGCGGAACAGCAGGCGGCGCAGGAACAACAACGUGCAGCACAGGAGCAGCAGCCUAGGCGCAAGAUACCGCCACCAGUACCCAAGAAACCCGCGGCGCCGCCAGAACUACGUCCCUUCAGUUACCUCAACCCAGCCUACCGCCCCAACGAUCCAACAGACGUGGAGGGCAUGAGAGCCAACCCCACCGUGGCCCCAGACAUUCCUCCGAAGCCCGUGAAAGUGCAGCAGUUGGCCGGCCCUUACUUCCCUGACGACGGGUACAGCAGAGAGAGACAUCCCGAGGGACUCCAGAGACGCUACGAUUCAAUGAGGAACUACAGAACUCAGGACCGCCACCCAGCUCUCCGUCGGUUCUCCUCCACCCGCGGCCAUCCGAGUUAUCCCCAAGCCACGCCUUACGUCCCCGCCCCAGACUAUGACAUGACGAUGAGGCCACGACCGUCCAGUAAUCAGAAUCACCUGCUGCGUCCCAACCUGUCCCCAAGAUCCUCCACCAGCCGCCCCUACUACGCCGAGGACAUGCCACCCCUUCCCCGCCACCGCCCACACCACCACGCCGCCCACGAUCAUCUGCCGCCGCUACGUGAAGACCCCAGCGUCCAGAAGACCCUGUAUUACGUAUAGCUUGGCUAAAUAUUUCACCUCGUAUAAGUUAGUGUCGUGUUAGAAGUUAGAGUAUAUAUGAUAAACCUACCUAACCUAACCUAACCUAGUUUAAUCCAAUUUAUCACUUUUUUUCUUAUAUACCUAAGGUGAAACUAAUCUAUCAUCUUAGAAAUCCAGCAUGGACUACGUAAUUCACAACCACAGUAUUUUUCCUAUCUCUCUAACGAAACCUAAUUUGCUAUCACAUUUUUUUCUUAUACGUAUUUAACCCAACCUAAUCUACAAUACCUUUCUUAGUUCAGUCGCUCAAGUAGAAACGUUAUGUAAAUAGAUUCCCUUUCCCUACACAGCCCCCUCUUACUAUCUUUAUUUUUUCAUAUCUGUUAGUAUACCCAACGCUCAACACAACAACUAUAGAGAAGUUUAAGAUGUAUAAUAUUCCUCGUCUUACAUAUCUUGCUGUCCGGUAAGUGUAGUGCGUCACAAACAGAGUGAACAAGUUAGCAGAUAUCAACACAUUCUUCCUUUGUGUCUCUUUGUGCUCCUUUGUUUCUAAAGUGUGUGUAAACUUUUGUCUCCCUUCUAACGCUUAAUUCUUUACAUUGUAUCCUCAUCUCUUCAGUAACAUGCUAUGUACUUCCUUUUGUGGCAUGAAGGAAUGUGAUUUUCAGUGUAUUCAUGUUCCUGUGCGUGUGUUAUGAGGCAUUGUUAUGUCGUAAGAAAGUGACACGUUCUUUAUGUUCAUUGUUGAUGAAGAGAGAUGAGUAGGAACAAAAAUUGUUCCUAGAGGUGUGUGUGUGUGUGUGUGUGUGUGUGUGUGUGUAAUACUAGUUUCUCUUAUCAUUGCUUACGAAACGCUCCCUUAUUAUUUAUCCAGUGAGUGAAAUAGAACAAAACACUACGAAACAUUAAAGGUUUUCCAUAGUAAAGCAGAGAAUAUAAUCACACGUCUUCCAUAACAAUAAGAACAAUAUUUAUAUAUUUGUGAAAGGUGAAAAUAAUCAAAUAAUUUUCUAUAACCUUGUUUCGUUCCCUGGAUUACCUUUUAUUGUUUCUAUUUUUCACCCGUCCAGUAAAUACUAUCUGCAGUUUUAGAUUAAGCAACCCACAUUCUUAUCUUUAACUGUAGAAUGAGAGAGCGAUAAGCUUUAUUCUUACGUAUAUGUUAAGAAGGAAAAUAAACUUAUUAAUUCGA